Messenger RNA from Solanum dulcamara, 1596 nucleotides. RefSeq lists its product as uncharacterized. NCBI's taxonomy places the organism in Eukaryota, Viridiplantae, Streptophyta, Magnoliopsida, Solanales, Solanaceae. The transcript has a single exon. Gene Ontology annotation, molecular function: protein binding. The coding region runs from base 124 to 1473 and encodes 449 amino acids. The record is from RefSeq and is a predicted model, not a curated record.
CUUGUCGACAAAAUAAUUUGUACUAUUAAUGUUCCUUUAUUCUCGUGACUAUGAAUCAACACUAGUAUAGUCUCCUCACAUAAUUGAUCUUUGUACAACUUCGAAAUUCACUGCCCUGAGCUAAUGGCUAUCAUAAUAUCAAUUAUUUUUAUCCUCCAAAUAUUUUUGCUAAAUUGUCUAGUCCUUGCUAGUCCAAUUCGAGGCCAAAGUAGAGAAGCUUUGGAGAUAAUCAUCGGCGGAGGUGGUGGUAAUUCUCCAUCACCAUCUCCACCGGAUAAUCAAGAUUGUCCACCUCCCCCUCCUCCACCAGAACCUCCUUGCCCUCCGCCACCAUCGCCACCAUUGCUCCUCUUUGAAAGUAAACGUGUAGAGAUUGCCUAUCAUGUCAUCCAAAAGUUUAAGGCCAAAAUCACACAUGACCCUUUUGGUAUUAAAAACACAUGGGUUGGCUCUGAUGUUUGUAACAAGUACAAAGGUUUUCGUUGUGCGAAGGUUCCUGACUUAAAGGUUCAAGCACUAGCUGCUGUGGAGUUCAACCAGUACAACUUUGAUGGCCCUGACCUUACUCUUGAUGGCUUUCUUGAUGAAUUACCAGACAUAACAAUCUUCCAUGCAAAUUCCAACAAGUUUAAAGGCACAAUCCCCAAGAAAAUCUCGACUCUUCGUUACCUCUAUGAGCUAGACCUUAGCAACAACAAUUAUAAUGGUGAAUUCCCAUAUAAUGUUCUUGGUGCCAAGAACUUGUAUUUCUUGGACCUUAGGUUCAAUACAUUUUCCGGGUUGGUUCCCCCUCAAGUUUUCUUGCUAAAUCUUGAUGUUCUGUUCAUUAACAACAACAAUUUAAUGCAGAAACUUCCUGAUAACUUGGGAUCAACUCCAGUUCUUUACUUAACUUUAGCCAACAACAAAUUUACUGGUCCAAUUCCUCGUAGCAUUGGUCAAACUUGUAAAACAUUGCUCGGUGUUCUGUUCUUGAACAACCAGCUCACUGGAUGCUUGCCGUAUGAAAUUGGUCUUUUAAAUAAGGCCACAGUUUUUGAUGCGAGUAAAAAUCAGUUAACAGGGAAAAUACCUCAUUCAUUUGGAUGCUUGGCUAAGAUGCAAAUACUGAACUUGGCACAAAAUCAAUUUUAUGGACCUGUGCCUGAACUGGUGUGCAAGCUAUCCAAUUUGCAGAAUUUGUCGUUGACAUACAAUUACUUCACUGAAAUUGGGCCAGAAUGCAAGAAACUAAUUCAGAAAAAGGUUCUUGAUGUGAGGAUGAACUGCAUUCCAGGAUUGCCGAUGCAAAGAUCAGCAGGGGAAUGUGCUGCAUUUUUCUGUAAGCCUAGAUCAUGUCCUGAUGAAAAGUCAUUGGGAUUGGUUCCAUGUAGCAUUGGCAAAUUUGAGCAGAAUCAACAGAACGCAAAUGAGGUGGUAGCGGCAGCUCAUGCGCCAAGAACUUACAGUGCUUUGAAACCGCAUUCCUUGUAAAUGCCCUUGUUUUUCCAUGUUUGCAUAUUGAACUAUAGCAGAAGUAAAUGUAAAUUUGCCAAGUUUCCUUAUCUUUAUUGAUGCAUACAUAUUUUGUUGGAAUAAUAAUGAAAUAAUUACAUA